Messenger RNA from Nomascus leucogenys (northern white-cheeked gibbon), 2325 nucleotides. It is a transcript of the gene ST8SIA1, whose product is annotated as ST8 alpha-N-acetyl-neuraminide alpha-2,8-sialyltransferase 1. NCBI's taxonomy places the organism in Eukaryota, Metazoa, Chordata, Mammalia, Primates, Hylobatidae. Gene Ontology annotation, biological process: N-glycan processing; oligosaccharide metabolic process. The record is from RefSeq and is a predicted model, not a curated record. Gene Ontology annotation, molecular function: alpha-N-acetylneuraminate alpha-2,8-sialyltransferase activity.
GAUUUCCACCAAUCCCCGGGCGUUUGUCUGCGAAGUCCGGGGCGCAGCGGAAGGCUGCGGCGCGCCGCUGAAUUAACUGAUGAGAGCGAGUUCUUUUCUUCUCCGGGAGGGGUGGGGAGCGAGGGUCCCGGCGGGCGAGGCGGAGGAGCCCGGGGCAGGAUAGCGGUCCCGGGCCGCCGUGGAAAUUUCCAAGGACUUGGUGCGGCGCAGAGAGCGCGUCUGGGGGGGUUGCCUGGCGGCGCAGCAGCGCGGGAGGCGGCGAAGGGCGCAGGAGCAUCGCUCGGAGGGGACAAGGGGACGCCACGGGCCAAAUGUCUGGGAGGGAGCCGAACCUUUUCCCGGACCCUCGCCGAGGGCGACCGUGAUGCUGCAGAACCGGCGGGAGCUACUCGCCGCCGCCGAUCUCUGCGCACUCGGAGACCCCAGCGCCCGCCUUCUGCAGGGGAAGCGACCAUGGCCAUAGAUCGUGACUUGCCCCCCAGCCACUUCCCCUAGAAAGAAAUCCUUGGAAAAGUUGCAUUUAAAAAAAUCCUUGCGCUGACCUUUGGGGCCGACGGGGCCGAAGAAGCGUGCGUGCGUUUGCAAGCAAGAGAACGAAAGGUGUGUGUGCAUGGGGGGCCGGCGGUGGGGGACCCUCCGCUGCCACUUCGCCUAGCUUUGUGCUGAGGCCCCGGCCCCCGCCCCUGGGACGCCGGGGCUGCGAUGAGCCCCUGCAGGCGGGCCCGGCGACAAACGUCCAGAGGGGCUAUGGCUGUACUGGCGUGGAAGUUCCCGCGGACCCGGCUGCCCAUGGGAGCCAGUGCCCUCUGUGUCGUGGUCCUCUGUUGGCUCUACAUCUUCCCCGUCUACCGGCUGCCCAACGAGAAGGAGAUCGUGCAGGGGGUGCUGCAACAGGGCACGGCGUGGAGGAGGAACCAGACCGCGGCCAGAGCGUUCAGGAAACAAAUGGAAGACUGCUGCGACCCUGCCCACCUCUUUGCCAUGACUAAAAUGAAUUCCCCUAUGGGGAAAAGCAUGUGGUAUGACGGGGAGUUUUUAUACUCAUUCACCAUUGACAAUUCAACUUAUUCUCUCUUCCCUCAGGCAACCCCAUUCCAGCUGCCAUUGAAGAAAUGCGCGGUGGUGGGAAAUGGUGGGAUUCUGAAGAAGAGUGGCUGUGGCCGUCAAAUAGAUGAAGCAAAUUUUGUCAUGCGAUGCAAUCUCCCUCCUUUGUCAAGUGAAUACACUAAGGAUGUUGGAUCCAAAAGUCAGUUAGUGACAGCUAAUCCUAGCAUAAUUCGGCAAAGGUUUCAGAACCUUCUGUGGUCCAGAAAGACAUUUGUGGACAACAUGAAAAUCUAUAACCACAGUUACAUCUACAUGCCUGCCUUUUCUAUGAAGACAGGAACAGAGCCAUCUUUGAGGGUUUAUUAUACACUGUCAGAUGUUGGUGCCAAUCAAACAGUGCUGUUUGCCAACCCCAACUUUCUGCGUAGCAUUGGAAAGUUCUGGAAAAGUAGAGGAAUCCAUGCCAAGCGCCUGUCCACAGGACUUUUUCUGGUGAGCGCAGCUCUGGGUCUCUGUGAAGAGGUGGCCAUCUAUGGCUUCUGGCCCUUCUCUGUGAAUAUGCAUGAGCAGCCCAUCAGCCACCACUACUAUGAUAACGUCUUACCCUUUUCUGGCUUCCAUGCCAUGCCCGAGGAAUUUCUCCAACUCUGGUAUCUUCAUAAAAUCGGUGCACUGAGAAUGCAGCUGGACCCAUGUGAAGAUACCUCGCUCCAGCCCACUUCCUAGGGACAAUGGAAGAAGAAAGGACUGAACCAGGGUAUUUUUGUUAGGUUUUCUAUGUGACUCCAAGAGGGAAUGGUCAAGUUGUUUCAUGGAUUUGCAUGGGCCCUUGGAAAAACAGGAAAGGAGCAAUGAAGAUCCAAGCAAAACUUUACUUUCAGUGUUGGCUUGGAGGACAAAAAAGAAAUGAAACAUCCUAUGAAAUACUUUAUAGCACAUGGCAGAUUUGCAGCUAGUAAACUGCUGGUAAAAUGCUGUUGGUAAAGCACAUGGUUCAAAUCUAGAAGAUGCAGUUCAAAAACAAGACAGACUGGAGUUGUUAGGGCUGAGGAACCAAUCAAGGUAGAAUAAAGAAAAUGUUGGGGUAACAGUGUUGCUGAUUGUCAACACAAACUGGCUUAAUAAUAUUAAUAAGAACCUGUCUUAUUAAGACUGGCUUUAGAACUGUAAGUUUUUUAAAAAAUUAUUAUUUAUUUUUGCCCUCUUUGGGGAAGUGGGUGGGUAGAUUUAAAAAAUCCCUUCCUGAGUAAUAAAGAUACAAAAUGUUACUGCUGAUAA